Messenger RNA from Fusarium vanettenii 77-13-4, 2812 nucleotides. RefSeq lists its product as uncharacterized. NCBI's taxonomy places the organism in Eukaryota, Fungi, Ascomycota, Sordariomycetes, Hypocreales, Nectriaceae. Bases 636 to 2243 code for a protein of 535 amino acids. Gene Ontology annotation, cellular component: cytoplasm. The record is from RefSeq and is a predicted model, not a curated record. The transcript has 4 exons.
CCGCACUCGGUGAUACAGUAUUGCUCUACGUCCGGAGGCAUUCUAAUCACGGACCCAUAACCUUCACAGCAAGAAGCUCUCUCCCGUCCGUCUAGGUUCGCCGCUCGGGCGAUCAUCGUACUUUCUCAGACGAGCCAGCCCCUUUCCGCGCCCUUGGCCCUUGGCCCUUGGGCACCACCAAAGACCAACCCACCCGUCCACCACAAGCCCAGCAUAGUCGACGGCCCUUGACCCGCUCCGUCCAUCUUCCAUCGACGACCUCCUGGCAAGGACGGAACAGAGUUGACGGGGAUCCGACUCGUACACUGUGCUUGUCGACUUGGUAUGACGCUAGGUCUGGGCUGCUAGGCCAGAGGAAUUUAACCCUUUCCGAGCUACGUAUUUACCGCGGCCAGCUCUCGCAAUCCAACUCUCGGCGAGUUGCUUCUGUUUACUCCCGCCCAGUAUAGGCACGGCCCGUGUUGCCCCAGGUUCGCAUUGCACCGUAACGCAUCAAUUGCUCUGCUCUGCUCUGCGUUGCAACAGCCACGGUUUAAUCUGCCUGAUUUUCCUUCCCUCCUGUCGCCUGGCUCCGCAUCAUUCUCCUGGGAUCUUCAAAUCAGAAACACGAGCCCGAGCUUGACCCCUUGGCAAUCAUGAAUACUGCUCAGUCUUUCCAGUCUGGCCAUACCGGUCCUGGCGAAUCCGCCAGCCUCUCACUGAAUUUAUCUUCCAACAACCCCUUCCGCAAUCGCGCUCCGUCUCCUGCCAGCGCCGACCUUCUCCUCCUUUCAUCCAACAAACCGGCUUCUCCCUUUGAUGACCCUCCACCAAGACCACUAUCGCGAAACCCUUUUCUUGACCAGCCACUCUUUGAACAACCACAGCAGCCUCUGAGGUCACCUGGUGUCAUGUCAUCGCACUCCGACUCCAAGUCUCUAUCUGCCGAAGAGAUUUUUGAUUCAUUGACACUCGACGACGCCUCUGCCAACGACCGAUCCAAGCAGCAAGGUCAGCGCCGACCGAUGAAUCGCCCACCUCCUCCCCCCCAGACCCAGAGCGGUAACCACCGCCCAACGCACUCUCAGGAGGAGGCCCUCCGCGCUCGGAGGAUGCAGCAGGGCCCUGGUCCCCGACCGCAGCCCAACUCGCCGCAGCGAAGGCCACCCCCGCGACGAGUGCGACGAAACUCUGAGUCCUCUCUGAUGGAUUUUGAUGCACGCCCACUCACAGAUGAGGAGAAGAGAAUGAUUGAGGCAGCCAGACGUCGCGAGGCUGAACGACGCGGUGACGGCAAAGAACGGGGCGAUAAGGGCGGCCGUGAGCGUGAGCGUGAGCGUGAACGUGGUGAUCGUGACCGCGAGCGUGAUCGUGGUGAUAAAAGCAAGCCUAACCGCCCCAGUCGACGGAUGGAUAUCAUUGAUCAGCUUGAUGCCACAAGCAUCUACGGGACUGGACUGUUUCAUCACGAUGGGCCUUUUGACGCUCUCAACCCUCACCGCAACCGGCAGAAUGCUAGACGGGCGCCGAUGCAAGCUUUCCCCAAGGACUCCCUCAACAACUCCCUGGGCGGCGCGGGACCGCUUAACGCCCAGGCCGAUCACUCGACUUUUAUGGGCAAUGCCACAGACGAGGCUUUCCGGGAUUUUGCUGCCGGAAGCAAAGGUAUGCGAUAUGGAGGCUCAUCCCGCAAGGAGACGCCCAUUUUCGACGCCACCGGUCGGGAAGUGAUUCACGGCGACGAGUCCCACGGUCUAGGAACAUCGACGUUCCUGGAGGGUACGCCUGCGUCGCGAACCGCCAUCCAGCGAUCCCAGGCAGAGCAGGCACAAGAGUCAUUUGAAGGAGGACUUCAACGAAAAAAGUCUCUUGCGCAACGCAUCCGCCACAUCAACAAGGGCCCCCGCGGCUAUGACCAAACCCGAAUCCCCGGCGAAUACAACAGGAUCACUCCUGAUAACUACCCCUCAGCAGCGAGCAAUGGCUCAGACAACAACCCAUUCUUUGCAGAGUUUGGCAAGGGAGAGGAAGGGUUUUCAGUGCGACCCCGAGAUGGUCGCAUGUCGCCCAACAGCCCUCCUGCGCCUCGGCGCCCGUCUGCCGGAGCAGUCUUGGAGCGACGAGCGACAGCAGACGGUGCUACGACACUUGAUGACGGUGCUGCCAAGCCUUCAGGUUUCAUGGGCCGAAUGAAGAGCUUGAAGGGCCGAAGACCUCGGCCGGAAAUCCCUGCCAACGGCACUGCGCCCGGGACGGCCGUUUAGUGGAGGACAAGUGCCGGGCGACUACUGGACGUUGGCCGAGGGCCGACGCGGUGGCAGUCGAAACAUGGCAACCGGUCAGCGAAUGAGAAGGGAUGGGCUGCUUCUUUACCGAUACGAGACCAGGAAAACACAGCGCCAAAGAAAGAGGAUAUGGAUAAAGAAGCAGAGUACACGGAAGUGCAGGAUUCGGAAUCUUUCCUUUGUCAAGGGUUGGAGGCGCCACGCAAGAGCCUUGGUGAUGGACGUCCUUCUUUGGAGAAGCGAUAUGAGAACGCAACGAGAUGAGAUGUAUCCACCGGACAGGUUUUCUUUUUUGUCAUUUCUUGUUGGUUUUUGGGACGGCAGGCAGCAUGGAUGACAUGAAGCAGGCGCAAAGACAGGGCCUGCUUCUCGUUUUUUGGAGAACAAGUUGAGAGAGGCAGAGACUCUUUGAAGAAAUGCAGAUGCUAGUAAGGGCAUGGAACUGCAGAGUUGACUGGAGGUUGUGGUCUAAACCUUUUGUAUGUUUUAUAACAGGACUUGAUGUCUGACUGCAGCAGCAGCAUCAAUACAAUCCAUAUCAAUCUGCU